CCCUCCCUCUCUUUCUCUCUCGGUUGGGCCACCUAAAGCGGGAAGCUGAAGCCGCUACUCUCCAAACCCUGCUUCAUCUUCCCCAGCAUGUCGGAGAGCUGGCAGCAGCCCCCGCAGACGCAGCCGCAGCAGCCGCAGCAGCCGCAGGCCCCGCAGCCGCAGCACCAUGCCGAGCCGCCCCCGGCCCUGGCCGAGCACGCGCUGCCCCCGGGCUCGGCCGAGAACCCGCUGGGCUGCGCCGUCUACGGCAUCCUCCUGCAGCCCGACGGGGGCCUGCAGCCGCCCCAGCACCCGCCCCUGCAGGCCGCCGGGGAGGCGACCUCCAAGUGCGGGGUGUGCGGCCACGACCUGGCGCCCCUGUCCAGCCCCCACGAGCACCAGUGCCUGGCGGGCCACGACCGCUCGUUCCAGUGCACGCAGUGCCUCAAGAUCUUCCACCAGGCCACUGACCUGCUGGAGCACCAGUGCGUGCAGGCCGAGCAGAAGCCGUUCGUCUGCGGCGUGUGCAAGAUGGGCUUCUCUCUGCUCACCUCGCUGGCGCAGCACCACAGCGCGCACAGCGGCGGCGGCUCGGGGGGCCUGGUGAAGUGCUCCAUCUGCGAGAAGAGCUACAAGCCCUCGGAGGCCCCCGACGCGGCUUCGGGCCCCGCCGGCGCCCCGGCCCUGCCCCCCGCCGCCGGGCCGCGCGCCUUGGCCCCCGCCGCCGCCGAGCACGUGGAGAAGCCCUACAGCUGCACCAUCUGCCAGAAGCCCUUCAAGCACCUGUCGGAGCUGUCGCGGCACGAGCGCAUCCACACGGGCGAGAAGCCCUACAAGUGCACGCUGUGCGACAAGAGCUUCAGCCAGUCCUCGCACCUGGUGCACCACAAGCGCACGCACAGCUCCGAGCGGCCCUACAAGUGCGCCGUGUGCGAGAAGACCUUCAAGCACCGCUCGCACCUGGUGCGCCACAUGUACGCGCACUCGGGCGAGCACCACCUGUUCCGCUGCAACGUGUGCGAGCUGCACUUCAAGGAGUCGUCGGAGCUGCUGCAGCACCCCUGCACGCCCAGCGGCGAGCGGCCCUUCCGCUGCGGCGAGUGCCAGAAGGCCUUCAAGCGGCCCUCGGACCUGCGGCAGCACGAGCGCACGCACAGCGCCGAGCGGCCCUUCAAGUGCGACCUGUGCCCCAUGGGCUUCAAGCAGCAGUACGCGCUCAUGCGGCACCGGCGCACGCACAAGGCCGAGGAGCCCUUCAAGUGCGGCCUGUGCGAGAAGGGCUUCGGGCAGCCCAGCCACCUGCUCUACCACCAGCACGUGCACUCGCUCGAGACCCUCUUCAAGUGCCCCGUGUGCCAGAAGGGCUUCGACCAGUCGGCCGAGCUGCUGCGGCACAAGUGCCUGCCGGGCAGCACGGAGCGGCCCUUCAAGUGCCCCGUGUGCAGCAAGGCCUACAAGCGGGCCGGGGCGCUGCAGAAGCACCAGCUGGCGCACUGCGCGGCCGCCGAGGAGCCCCUGCGCUGCACGCUGUGCGAGCGCCGCUUCUUCUCCUCGUCCGAGUUCGUGCAGCACCGCUGCGACCCGGCGCGCGAGAAGCCGCUCAAGUGCCCGGACUGCGAGAAGCGCUUCAAGUACGCGUCCGACCUGCAGCGGCACCGGCGCGUGCACACGGGCGAGAAGCCCUACAAGUGCCCCAGCUGCGACAAGGCCUUCAAGCAGCGCGAGCACCUCAACAAGCACCAGGGCGUGCACGCGCGCGAGCAGCAGUUCAAGUGCGUGUGGUGCGGCGAGCGCUUCCUGGACGUGGCGCUGCUGCAGGAGCACAGCGCGCAGCACAGCGCCGCCGCCGCGGCCGCCGCGGCCGAGGGCGCCUACCAGGUGGCCGCCUGCCUGCCCUGAGC
This is a messenger RNA of Sorex fumeus (smoky shrew), 1880 nucleotides long. It is a transcript of the gene ZNF319, whose product is annotated as zinc finger protein 319. Lineage: Eukaryota; Metazoa; Chordata; Mammalia; Eulipotyphla; Soricidae. Gene Ontology annotation, molecular function: DNA-binding transcription factor activity, RNA polymerase II-specific; RNA polymerase II cis-regulatory region sequence-specific DNA binding. Gene Ontology annotation, biological process: regulation of DNA-templated transcription. The transcript has a single exon. Bases 88 to 1878 code for a protein of 596 amino acids. The record is from RefSeq and is a predicted model, not a curated record.